AUGUCUUCAAACCUCAAGCCCAAACCCGAUCCCGGCUCCUCCUCGUCUCCGGUACAAAACUUCGAGGAAAUGUACUCUGCUAUUGGGGGGGCUUAUGAGACUGCUUUUGCGCAGGACAAGGGAUUAUUGAAAUUUCUUGAGAGAGUUAUUGGGAUCCUCCCCCAAAACUCCCAAAUUCUCGAUCUGGGGUGCGGCACCGGUCGUCCCGUAGCCUCCACUUUGUCCUCAGCAGGUCACCAAAUCUACGGUCUAGAUUUCUCCCAGGCCAUGAUAACCCUCAGCCAAACCUCGGUGCCCAACGGUAAAUUUGCCAUGGGAGACAUGCGAAUAUUUAAUCCUUUUGAGCAUUGGAGUUCUGAUCUGAAGAAAAAUGAUGGAGGUUUUGACGCUAUAUUCGCCAUCCUUUCUCUGUUUGCGCUUUCUCGCUCUGAAAUUGAAUCUUUGGGUUCUAAAUGGCGAGACUGGGUUAAAGUGGGUGGUUUUCUUUGUAUUUGUAUGAUUGCGGCUGAGGAUUUACGGCCGAGGGAUAGAGAGGGAAAGGGAGAUGGGGAGGGAAAAGGAUAUGAUGAGGAUGGAAUUUGUUGUCGAGGUAUAGAGGGCAGAUUUAUGGGAAAUGUAGUUACGUUGUCGCUGUUUACAAGAGAUGGGUGGAGAUGGUUGUUGAAGGAAAAUGGGUUUGAGAUUGUGGAGGAGUGGAACGACGUUUAUAGACCUCCAAAGGAGGCGGAUAGUGAGGAUGAGCCGCAUUUGUUUUUGUUGGCUAGGAGGGUGUAG
Messenger RNA from Sclerotinia sclerotiorum 1980 UF-70, 774 nucleotides. RefSeq lists its product as hypothetical. The transcript is spliced from 2 exons. The record is from RefSeq and is a predicted model, not a curated record. NCBI's taxonomy places the organism in Eukaryota, Fungi, Ascomycota, Leotiomycetes, Helotiales, Sclerotiniaceae. The coding region runs from base 1 to 774 and encodes 257 amino acids.